Aspergillus brunneoviolaceus CBS 621.78 is the source of this 987-nucleotide messenger RNA. RefSeq lists its product as uncharacterized. The record is from RefSeq and is a predicted model, not a curated record. Bases 168 to 812 code for a protein of 214 amino acids. The transcript has a single exon. Lineage: Eukaryota; Fungi; Ascomycota; Eurotiomycetes; Eurotiales; Aspergillaceae.
UCUAUGAUGUCUGUCUCUGUUGAGAAAGACGAGUGUAACCGCGGAAAGGCGUUUACAAGGCCAUUUUGGAUGGAUGGAUCAGAAAAAGUCGCGUUGUAUGAUGGCUGUAUGGUGACGGAGAGGUGAAUCUAUGGUGGUGGUGGUGUUGAAGUUGUAAAAAAGACCGGAUGUCAAAAAAAAAAAAGAGAGAGGGAAAAGAGAAGCGCCAGGCAGCGAAGGGAAACCAGGCACUUCUUAAACCGAGUACCAUUUCAUGGACACCAAUCAGCGUUGUUCUGCUCCCCGCCUGUCGCUCUAACCGUCUGGGGACAAGCGCACUUUUGGCGCGGUCAGCAGGUGUGAGUCAUAGGGCCUAUAGAAGUCCUCAUUGGGUGCACACCCUCUGCCGGUGGGGCCGGUCGGAGCCCCAGGCAUUCCCGUGCCUGGAGCAGGCAGUGAGCCUGCGAAGUCGGUUGACGACGGCGGUACCGUCCAAAUACCACCCUUUACCGUCCAGGUACACUGGCGGGGGAUGUCACUGGCCAGUAUCCCUCUUCACCUCCACCGCCAGAAUGCAGAAUGGAAAAACGAAAGAAAAAAAAAGGUCCCAGGAUCCAGCCUGGAGGAUGGUCGACGAUGAUGAAACCGGUUCAUCCACCGGAUCCAUUGACCAACCACCUCGCAGGGUCGGGGUCUGCAUUGGGAGAAGCACAACAGUCUCAGCUGUGCCCCCGGGCUGUCUUUUGGGGGCUGAGCAAGAGCCUCACCCUCCUGUCUCACCUGCUGUGCCUGUUGACUGGACUACUCACCUACUGUUAGAUAACUUAACAUAGUUAAUCUACUGAGUGCUAGGCAGACAACUCCUGCAUACGCAUACCUAACCAAUUCCCUCUGUACUUACGGUGCACAGUGCUCGAGUACCGUACUGCUUCCUGCCUGCGGUCGGAGUUUCGGAGAUCAUUUACUCGAUUCACUCCCCGCCCUGCAGAGGACAAGCCCCUCCUUUGC